UCUCGUUUCUGCCUCUUCCUGUUCCAAACCACGUGGACGCGCGGGGGGCUGCGGGGCUGCAGGGCUGCGGGAGGGAACCCCGGUCGCCACAGCUGCUGUCGCCGCCGUCACCGAGGUUGCGAUCCUGCGCCUGUCUGAAGUAGCCGCACCCCCGCCGCUUCGGCUGCCCACGCCUUGCGCGGAGUGCCCACAUGGCGACUCAGACGCACUCUCUCUGCUACGCGGGCUGCAACUUCUUACGCCAGCGUCUGGUACUGUCUACUCUGAGCGGGCGCCCAGUCAAAAUCCGAAAGAUUAGGGCCAGAGACGACAACCCCGGCCUCCGAGAUUUUGAAGCCAGCUUCAUAAGGCUGUUGGACAAAAUAACAAAUGGUUCUCGAAUUGAAAUAAACCAAACAGGAACAACCCUGUACUAUCAGCCUGGCCUCCUGUACGGUGGAUCCCUGGAACACGACUGCAGUGUCCUUCGCAGCAUUGGCUAUUACCUCGAGAGUCUUCUUUGCCUGGCUCCGUUUAUGAAGAGCCCGUUAAGAAUAGUUCUGCGAGGAGUGACCAAUGACCAGGUGGACCCUUCGGUCGAUGUUCUUCGGGCAACAGCCCUCCCUCUUCUGAAACAGUUUGGAAUUGAUGGUGAAUCACUUGAGCUAAAGAUUGUGCGACGGGGAAUGCCUCCUGGAGGAGGAGGUGAAGUGAUUUUCUCAUGUCCUGUAAGGAAGGUCCUGAGGCCCAUUCAGCUCACAGAUCCAGGAAAAAUCAAACGGAUCAGAGGAAUAGCGUACUCAGUACGUGUAUCGCCUCAGAUGGCGAACCGGAUUGUGGAUUCUGCGAGGAGCAUCCUCAACAAGUUUAUCCCCGAUAUCUACAUUUACACAGACCACGUGAAGGGACUCAACUCUGGGAAGUCUCCAGGCUUCGGGCUGUCACUGGUUGCUGAGACCACCAAUGGCACCUUCCUCAGUGCUGAACUGGCCUCCAACCCCCAGGGCCAGGGAGCAGCGGUGCUUCCCGAGGACCUGGGCAGGAACUGUGCCAAGCUGCUGCUUGAAGAAAUCUAUAGGGGUGGAUGUGUGGACUCGACCAACCAGACCCUGGCUCUUUUGUUUAUGACCCUUGGACAACAGGAUGUUUCCAAAGUGCUGCUCGGACCGCUCUCUCCCUACACAUUGGUUCCCAGGGCAUUUUCCCUCUCAUCUCAACUCUGUCUUCACUGGGUAAUGAAAUUGAAGAACAGAGGAAGUUGGCCCAGGUGGCACAGCCAGGACGGGGCCAAUUUCAGAGCAGAUCCUGGUCCUAGAACCAGUAAGCAGUACGUCCUACAACUCACCCUGGUUGUGGCUGCACCAAGAGAUCUCCAGACUCUGAAAUUAAGCCUGCCUGGCCCAAUGUAAUCACAACCUACUGAAGACUCUGCAGAGGAUGAAGAAAAACUCAGAAAGGUCAAGACCAACUCAAGAUGUCGUCUAUACAUACAGAGGCCUGUUAACGACUCCGCUAAAACUGGAGCCCAGAUCCCAGAAGUUCCAUUCCAGUUUUUUCUACGAGACCAUGUCUGCACCAGACACAUAGGCUUUCCUGGAUUCCUACAUCUCAUCCAGUAAUAAUCUCAGUGAUUUAACCCAAUAAUCCUAAUACUUGGCCCUGGCUGGGUAGCUCAGUUGGUUAGUUAGAGCAUCAUCCUGAUAUCCAAGAGGUUUGAUCCUUGGUCACAGCACAUGCAAGAAUUGACUAAUGAGUACAUAAAUAAGUGGAACAAUAAAUUAAUGUUUCUUUCUUUCCCUUCCACUCCGUAAAAUCAAUGAAUUUUUUAAAAAUCCCAAUAUUUAGUAGAUACUUAAUUUAUUGAGCAUCUACUGUACACAAGUGCUUUAUGUUUUAAACUGUAGGAUCUCAUGUGAGCCUCACAGUCACCCCCUGAACUAGGUGCUGUCAUUGUCCAUUUGGUCUGGGGUGGGUCUCUGUCUUUGGGCUUAGUGCAGGAAACAGAUACGACCCAGGUAUUUAGUUUUGGGCAGUUAUAAAGCAGGAAGGGAUUUAGAACAAGGAAUGAGGUGCUUACAAAAUCGUUGGAAGGGCUGGAGGAGAGGAAGCCACUGGGCCUUUGGUGUCAAGGUCCUUCCCCCACAGCUGAGAUCUGGAGAUUUGCUGACUGUCAUUCUGUCAGUGUUGCCCCUGCCACCACCCAGCCGAUGGUGGAGCACGGAGUCUAGCCCCUGCCAGCAGUCCCACUGGGCAGAGCCCAUGGAAAGAUGGUAAAGGGGAGUUGCCUUCUUUCCACCUCUGAAACUCAUGAACACACCUAACUGGCAGAACCAAUUCACAUCCAGCAACUUCCCAAUUUCUCCAGGUAGGACAUGAAGUCGAGUUUGAGUGAGCCAACCGAAGCAUCCAGCCCAACCAAAACUGCAUGUUUCCUGCAGUGUCUUUAUUCAUUAAUGAAGUAUACUUUUCAUAUAAAAAUGCUCACAUUUUAAGUGUAUGGUUUGAUGUUUUGACAAAUGCAUGUACUCACGUAACCUACACCUGCAUCAAGACACAGAGCACCUCCACAUUGCCGGUGGGUCUCCUCAUGCCUCUCUGUAGGCUAUCCUUCCCCCUCCCACUCAGUGUUCCACUGCUCUGAUUCCAUCCAUUUGUUUGGCCUGAUAAUCACAAAUCAGUAUUGCCUCUUCUAGGACUUCAAAUAAAUAGAACAAUACAAUAUGUAUUCUAUGUCUGGCUUCUUUUGCUCAAAAUAGUAUCUGAGAGAAUCAACCAUACUAAGUGUAUCAGUAGCUCUGUCCUUUGAAAAGUGCUCCAUUGCAUGGAUGCAUUGUAUCCUUUUACCAGUGAUCGGAUGUUGACACUUUCCAGUUUGUGGCUCUUAUGAAAACAGCUGCUUAACUCUAUUUUUUUAAACAAACACUCCUGUGAAUUCUGAUGCAAGUGGAACACAUUUCGAACAAUACUGUUCUAAUGCAGGAAACUGGAUUACGAAAGGUUAAGCAAAUUGUCUGAGGCCACAUAGCCAAGAAGGCAGAUGGCAGAAGGGUAUUCAUGAGCCCAUGUUCUUCCUUCUUGCAGAGCAGGCUUACACAUAGCAGCUUGAAGAGUUGACAAAAGAGCUCCAGCACUAAAACAGAGCUCUUGCAUGACAAUCAGAGAAGGGCCUGAAAAUAAGGCAUAUAUUGCAGUUACCGAUUGCCUCAUAGCAAAAAACUUUGGCUUAAACAAUUGCUUCUUAUGAAGCUGUGGCAGGGCUGGGCGGUUCUUCUGAGGCUCUUGCCUGGGCUCUCAUGUGGCUGCAUUCAGCGGGCAGAUCCUCUGGAUGCUGGACUCCCCUGGGGUGGCCAGCACAGCUGGGCUUCUUCUCCUUGAUCUUUCCUCCUCAAGGAGCAGGGGCCAGGCUUCUCUGCCUGGCAGUGGCAGGGUUCCAACAGAGGAAAACUGCAAAGUGUGUGCACUUAUUAAUCCUCUGCUUACGUUGUGUUUACUGAUGUCCACAGGCCAAACACACAUCACAAGGCCAGGUUCAGAUUCAAGGUGGAUGGGAGCUAUCUUCAGGAAAUGGUGUGAGUCAUUAAGUCUGUGAUUCAUUUGUGACCAUUAAUGUAACAAUCUACCCGAGCCUGGAAGUUCAUGUUACAGAGGCAACCAGGAGCUAGAGAGAGCAGAGCUAGAGAGAGCCAGGGAGUUAAUAAUAGAGAAUUAAAAGAAAAUUUCAAUGGAGCCCGAAAAGGUCAAAAGAAAUGCCCUUUGAAGGAUGGUCCCACAUUCCUCCUGGUCUUCUUUGUGGCCCUCAUAGCACUCAAGGCAGAGUUUUACGGAUGAUAAUAUUUUCUAAACAGAAUCAAAGCGUCAGUGAUAAUGCUGGGAUUAUGACCUGGAAGAGGGAUGGCUAAAUGAUAACACAGAAGCCAGACUUCUAAGUGUGGAAGGAGAAGUACUAAGAGGAGAAGCAAUUAAAACUGUGAAACCAAGAGAAACCUCAUGGAGAACAUAACACAUGCUUGUUCCAUAAACAAAUUGGAUGUCUGCUCUUUCAACCAGUGUUUGCUCUUUGCUGGACCGGAACUGUAUUUUGCAAACUGUGGGUCACCAUAGCAUGUGGAAUACUCAGGUGAGCAGUUAGAGGUGGUUGAGAGAGGUGUGGAAGUGGGUGAGCCCACGACAGUUUUCCUGAUUUCAUGUUCUUCCCACAGCCUAUAGGGUGAUUUCCAACUCACUGCCUGCCCCAAUGGAGGAUAGCAAAUAUGAACGCUGUAAUUAUACUCUUCUUGUCCUUAUCAUUUUAGUGCAAGACAGAAUAUCCAUCUGCCAGCAUCUUCUGUUCUACCUGGGGGCCUUCUGUGGCCAUGCUCAUGUAGAGCGAGCAGCCCUUAACCAAAGACUGACAGGUGUUGGUACAGAGUAUUAAAACCAAACCAGUUAUUUACUAUCAACCUAGAGGCAAAGAAUGCCCAUCAUCCCAAUGAUGAAAAGUUUGGACAAAAAUACAAAAGACUACAGUCUUGUUAAUAUCCUUCUACUCAGAGACAUUCAGUGAAGAUUAAGGACCAAGACCUUCCUUGCAUUUCUGCAGCUGCCUCCUGCUCGAUUUGGUGACUCCAAUCUUGCUUCCCUUCAGCCGGCUUACUGCGUUUCACAGAGACUUUGAAAUGCAAACAUGAUCCUUGAGCUUUGUGAAGGCAGAGAUGAAGUCUCUGAGUCUCCAUUGUACAAUCAUUGUUUCAGCACCUAGCGUUGUCUGCACACAGUAGGCACCCAGUAAAUACUUACUGACUGCAUAGUAUCAGAAACCUCAUGAACAUUUAUAUUGCCAAAGAUUUCUCUCGAAAGGAGGCCUUUGGAACUUGGAAUGCAUUUGGCCAUCACAAUGAUAGGUGAUUUUUAGCGCGUCAGACUAGCUCGGAAACACCAAGUUUAUCCAUGAUGUAGCCUAACUGUAGUCCCAAUUUUCCUGGUUCCCUUUGUGCAAGAGAGCACAAGAUGAAGGGGAGAGGAGGAAAAAACGGAAGGAUAGGCCUUAGGAGCCAUUUGAAAUUGGGUCAUUUCUUAUUAACGAAGACAUUUUUCACACUUUGUACUUCUUGGUCACUGAGUGCCUCAUCUGGCACCUUCCCUCUUACCUUCCUCACGCUGCCAGUCACACUCCUGUCCCCUGAGUGCAAAUGCUUUCAGACGUGAAGAGGAAAGCAGCCUCGCUGAGCAAACUCACACCCCAGAUGUGUGUUUAAUAGCUCUUCAGUCUUCCUAGAGAGAUUUCUAAUUUUUAAAAAUCAACAUACAUUAAAUGAAUCUUUAAUUAGUAGAAUUCGCUAUAGCAAGAUGAAAUGAAGAAACCAUAUAUAAUGCAAGAUCGUUUGGAGCAGGUACCCUCAUCAACUCUUCAGCUUUUGUCCCCAGAUUCUCCCCCUACAACUAAUCAUCUGGAAUAUUCUGAAUUUUUAUGAUUUUAUGUUCUUAUUUAUUUAGUUAAUUUUUAUUGAAUUUAUUGGAGUGACAUUGGUUAAUAAAAUUGCGUAGGUUUCAGGUGUACAAUUCUACAACACAUCAUCUGUAUAUUGUAUUGUGUGUUCACCACCCAAGUCAAGUCUCCUUUUAUUAUCGUUUAUCCCCCUUUACCCCUCCCCCACCCCACAUCCCUUUCCCUUUAGUAAUCUCCAUACUGUUGUCUAUAAGGUUUUUCUUUUCAUUUUUUGUUUAUUCCCUUUACCUUGUUGCCCCAGCCCCCCAGCUCUCUCCUCUCUCACAGCUGUCAGUCAUCAGUUCUCUUUAUCUAUGAAUCUGUUUUUAUUUUGUUUCCUUGUUUUGUUUAUUAGAUUCCACAUAUAUGUGAAAACAUAUGGUAUUUGUCUUUCUCUGACUGGAUUAUUUCACUUAGCAUAAUACUCCCUGGGUCCAUCCAUGCUACAGCAAAAGUUGAGAGUUCCUUUUUUAUGGCUGAGUAGUAUUCCAUUGUGCAAAUGUGCCACAGCUGUUUUAUCCACUUAUCCACUGAUAGGCACUUGGGAUGCUUCUAAACCUUGGCUAUUGUGAAUAAUGCUGAAUAUAACUUCAGGUUCUUAAAGAUCCCUCUCUGCCCCUUUCUCCCCAUAGGACUAGUUGACAAGGGGACUAUUGAAUGAGCACUGCUGUGGGUGGGAAGAUCUACAGAGUGCGCCUUUUCUCUUUGCCUUGGCUGAUUUGCCCCAGUCUUGGUGGCUUUGUCCCAGCAAUGUGCACCUUUGACCUUGCUCUGCCUGUGGGAACACUGGGAGGAAGCUCAACGUCAAACUGUGGUCCAUGUGCCAACAGCAAGAAUCAGAACAAUUGGAGGGAAUUUCUAACUGGAUAGUCUGGGGAUUUCCACCCUAAUAUUUGUAUUCUCUUUAAUUCAGUGUCAUUCAAAUUCAUUUAAAUUCUGCCACCACAAAGGACUCUGUGACCAGGGGAUUUCUGCUUUUGCAGUGGUAGCAAAAAAAUAGGAUUAGAAAGUAUUAAAGUGAUCCUUUCCCAAGGUCACACAGUUAUUUAGAAGAGGGUAUACCUACUAGCUCUUAAUUCUAUUCUUUUUUAAUUAAAAAGUAGACAUUUAUAUUACUUAAACUAUAAAGUUCACCUUAAUAAGCUUGAAGACUAGCUGUUCCCUCUUGAGUCAGAGAAAAAUAAUGAAUUUAUAUUUGCGGCAUUUCCCCAUUGGCCAGAGAGCAUUUCUCAAAGUAUGUUAUUCCAUUGAACACCAGUUAUUUUUAGAAGGAUUUCAAACACAAGAGUCUGCUCUCUGCCAUCUUGGAGACUUAUGGUGUACAUUAUCAUGUUAAAAGUUCUAAGAAGUCCUGCAACAAUAAAAUCAAAGUUUGUUGAACUCAGCAAUUCCCAAUCUUACUUGGUUAAGAAAUGACUCCCUCUCUUUUUCCUUCUCUCCCUCCCAUCCUCCUUCCUUGCUUCUUUCCUUCCUUUUCAUGAAACACCAAUACCAAGUAAAACACUUUGAGAAGUAUUGGAUUAAGGUAAAGAGAAUUGACAGUUACGCUACAGUAGGUCAAUAAUUUUCCUCUGAGAUCAAGAACUCAACACUUUGGUUGUGUUCUAUACUGCCCACAGAAUUCCCAGAUGAUACCAUGAGAGUAUUUAGUUAAUGUGUGCUUUGACUGAACUUAGGUUAUUUCUAUGAUGUCCUCUCACUGCAUAAAGGAUGCUUUGGUAUGUGGGAAUUAGACGUACAGGUCUCAGUUGAACAUGAGGGAGACCUUGACAUUUAUGGGGAUGGAUAUGUUUUUGUGGCUUUAUAGUAAGUUUUGAAAUUCUCCCAAGUUUGUUUUGCAUUUUUUCUUUUUAGAUUAUCUUGGCUAUUCCAGAAUUUUUUAUUUGCAUAUACAUUUUAAAGUUAGAUUAAGAUUUUGAUUGUGAUUGCAUCGAAUCUUAACCGAUUUGGGGAGGACAAAUGUCUUAACAAUACUCAGUUUUUCAAUGCAUGAACUCGGUUGUGAUAUUGUGAUGUAGCAAGAAGUACAUAUUUGGUCUUCAUUCCUGGUUUUUGCCACAAAAACUUCUCCAGAGUGCUAGGAGUACCUUUUUUGUAUGCUAAUGAGAUGACUGGUGACUUGGGGCCCCUAGAGAGCUUCAGAGGGGUUGGUUCCCAGAAAGACCAAGGCAUGACUAGAGGGUUGAGACUCUUGGCUUUCCCCCACCCCUGAACUCCUAGAAGGAGAGAAGGACUGGAGAUCACCAAUGGCCAAUGAUUUAAUCAAUCAUGCCUACUUAACGAAGCCUCCAUUAAAACCCCUAAACUAGGAGGUUCAGAGAGCCUCCAGGUUGCUGAACACAUCCACCUGCUAGGAGAGUGGUGCGCCCUAGCUCCCUGGGAUCAGAAACUCCUAUGCUGAAACCCUUCUGGACCUUGGCUUUUGUACUCCUUCAUUUGGCUGUGCAUUUGUAUUCUUUAUAAGAUCCUUUAUAAUAAAUAAGUAAUUGUAAGUAGAGUGCUUUCUUGAGUACUGUGAGCUGUUGUAGCAAAUAAUUGAACCUGAGGAGCAGUGUGUGGCAACCAUUCAUUGAUUUAUUUAUUACAGGUUGGUCAGAAGUAUGGGAGGUCUGGGACUUUCGAUUGGUGUCUGAAGUCAGGGCAGGCUGAGCCACUAAGCGGUGGAGUCGGGUACUAACUCAGGGCAUUUACUGUCAGGAUUGAAUCAGAUAAUUCAGUGGGAAUUGGAUACCCAGUUGGUGUCCACAGACUUGGAGAGUUGGUUGUUGGUGUAGAAAAACCCACACAGUGGUACAUCUCUUCAUGUAUUUGCUCUUUUAAUAUUUAUUUGACUGGCGGUUUUAAGUGUAGAAAUCUUGGAUAUUUUUCAUUAAAUGUAUCAUUUGAUAUUUAAUACUGCAACUUUCCUCCCUUCCCAUUUCCUGGAAUUCCCCUUCCCCCUACUCUUUUCACUUUUUC
Artibeus jamaicensis (Jamaican fruit-eating bat) is the source of this 8401-nucleotide messenger RNA. RefSeq names its product RNA terminal phosphate cyclase like 1 (gene RCL1). The transcript has 10 exons. Gene Ontology annotation, molecular function: RNA endonuclease activity. Gene Ontology annotation, cellular component: nucleolus. Bases 192 to 1388 code for a protein of 398 amino acids. The record is from RefSeq and is a predicted model, not a curated record. Gene Ontology annotation, biological process: ribosome biogenesis; endonucleolytic cleavage of tricistronic rRNA transcript (SSU-rRNA, 5.8S rRNA, LSU-rRNA). Lineage: Eukaryota; Metazoa; Chordata; Mammalia; Chiroptera; Phyllostomidae.